Molecule: messenger RNA, 1296 nt
Organism: Acaulospora morrowiae
Lineage: Eukaryota; Fungi; Glomeromycota; Glomeromycetes; Diversisporales; Acaulosporaceae
Source: the annotation of a GenBank genome assembly
AUGUUCUCACGAAGAAGUCGAGACAUAAAGUCAGAACAGACAUCACAACAACAAACCCACCACACGACAACGAAGUCAUCCUUCAAAUUAAAGAAAUUUCAUUUUCCACUCUUCAACAAUACGGCAAAGACUGCCCCAGCAAAAGAUUCAACUCUUCAGAAUGCUCACGUAGCUGCACCAACAAAAACCACUACACCAUCCACAACUCCUGUCACACUGUCAAAGAAGAGUCUUAGCAUAAGUAGACAGACUAUUGUCCAUCGCACCGAUAAUGGUUGUAGGCGAAACACAAUCUGGUCCGAUACUGUUGACAUCGAUCUCGUCUCAAACUUAUCACCCAAGGAGCUUAACCGACAAGAAGUUCUCUUUGAAAUUAUCAAAACGGAGCAUGAAUAUGUCCGUGACUUACGCCUGAUCGAAGAAUACUUUAUUCAACCAAUAAAGAAGGCCGAAACAAAAUCCAACAAGAUUGUGGUCCCAGAAAAUCUAAACAAAGUUUUCAACUCAAUCUCAUACUUCCUGUUCAUCCACGAAGUCAUCAGCAAUUGCUUGAAUGAGCGUCAAGAAGAUCAAUCACCAUUGGUACGAAGCAUCUCUGAUAUCCUCCUGGCCUACGUGUGGGUAUUCCGUGCCUAUGCUCCUUACCUAAUUCACUAUGAGGAAGCCCUCAGGGAAUUGGACGAAUGCAUCCGAAAGAAGGACAAGCUUGGCCGUCUCGUUAGGAAACAACAAAAGUUGGCAUCCUUCCGAAACAUGCCUCUGUCCACCUACCUUCUCAAACCAUUCCAGCGUCUGCUCAAGUAUCCUCUUCUCAUCUCCAAUCUACUAAAGUAUACCGAUAAGGAAGGUUUCGACUACGAAAACACGGUAUCCCUAAAGACAAAACUUGACGAUGUUCUCAAUGACGUCGACGAACAGAAGCGUACUUAUGAUAACAUGGAACGUCUUCGCGAAUUAGAGACCAGAAUUCACGGUCUUGGUCAUUUCCGCUUGGCCGUAAACAACAGACAACUUCUUAGGGAAAGCCCUGCCUGUCAGAAUUCCUUGUCCUUAAAGAAACAACCUUCUUUGCGAAAGUCUUUGACCGUCAUGUCGGACCCCUCGCAAACUUCAUCAAACAGACGUCAUUCAGUACGAAAUCUUUACACGCUUGAGUGUAAUGACAUCGUACUUUUGGCCGAACGCACAGGAAUGACCAAGGAAGGUCAACCCACUUACAAGUUGGUCUCCCGUCCUCCACCAGCUCCUUUGGAUGAUGAACCCGUUCUGAUUCAAAAGUCGGAUGUUUUUGAGUAG